Messenger RNA from Erpetoichthys calabaricus (reedfish), 1499 nucleotides. Its product is annotated as serine/threonine-protein kinase pim-1-like. Gene Ontology annotation, cellular component: cytoplasm. The coding region runs from base 26 to 727 and encodes 233 amino acids. The record is from RefSeq and is a predicted model, not a curated record. Gene Ontology annotation, biological process: negative regulation of apoptotic process; regulation of mitotic cell cycle; protein autophosphorylation. Lineage: Eukaryota; Metazoa; Chordata; Cladistia; Polypteriformes; Polypteridae. The transcript has 5 exons. Gene Ontology annotation, molecular function: ATP binding; protein serine/threonine kinase activity.
UAAAGAGUUACAAUGCAAACUUCAGAUGGCAAAGAAGUUGGCAAAAUUCCAUCACAAAAAGUUUAGAGAGUUGCUCAAAAAGAACAAACAGCUGAUGAAAGAGAAAGAAAAAGAAGCUAUGGAUGAGAAGAAUAAUGAAGAAUCUUAUUAUCCUACUAUUUCUGAGAUGAAGGAAGACCCUGACCUUAAGCUGGUGUGUGAGAAAUACAAUCUUCUGGAUAUUUUUGGAGAUGGGCGCUAUAGUCAGGUUAUGCGUGCUAACCGAAAGUCAGAUGAUGUUGCAGUUGCCAUUAAAAUGAUUGCACUGCUUCCAGACAGCAUGUGGUUAGAAGUGCAAAACGAAGAAAAGCAAGUUCCCUAUGAGGUGGGCCUCCUGCUGCAGGUUUGUGCUGAACCAAAGUGCCCAAAUAUUGUUCACAUGUUGGAUUACAUCAUAACAACCUCAUUCAGCUUCAUUAUAAUGGAACGACCAGAGUCUUACAUUAACUUGAGUGACUUCAUGAGUGAUGAAAUGGGACCCAUGAAAGAAGAACAAGUACGAGGUGUCAUCCGUCAGGUUGUGGAGGCAGUUCUGCACUGCCAUUCUCGGGGGGUAUUUCACAAUGACAUUAGGCCAGGAAACAUCCUUUAUGAGCCUGUAACUGGCCAGAUAAAACUGAUCGAUUUUGACUCUGGGGAUGUGCUACAGGAGAACAUGCAUUAUACAUUUCCUCCUGGUAAGUUAUAGAGUGUCUUUAAGCAGAUGUGUUUGGCCAUGGCUGCUUGGAGACACAUCUGCACUGAUUAUCUUUAUAACUCUAGGGGCACCAGAAUGUUAUCCCCCAGAGUGGAAAUUCUACAAGAAGUACAAAGCAGAACCAGCCACUGUGUGGUCACUGGGUAAAAUGAUGUUUCAGAUGUUAUCUGGGAUUAUAGAAUUUGACGAUGAAAAGGAAUCUAUCAUGAAUAGAUUGAACUCUAUAUCCCCAGUCUCCAAAGGUCAGAGUCCCAUAAAUAAGCAUUUAAAGAACAUUUUUACUACCACAAAAUUUGUCAAUCACUGCUUUUUUCUUCUUUGAGCAGAAGGCAUGGAUCUAAUUUUGAAAUGUCUCAGCAUACAUCCCAAAGAUCGCCCCUUUCUUAAGGACAUCCAGAUGCACUCCUGGCUCCAAGAGCCAGACAAGGCCAUUAAUUACUCAUAUUAUGUGUAAGAGUUGGUAUGUAUGUGCAGAACAAUGGAAUCGACGAGUGCUAAUGCAGAUAUGCAGGUGGGUUCCAACACUAGCUAUUCUUGGAGAUUAAUAGAAAAAUGAGUUCAUCACCCUUUUAAAGACCAUUGUAUGUGGGCAAAUGUAUUUUUAAAGUUAGGUAAGAAUUUUCAAAUUUCAGUUAUACAAAUAGAUACAAGAUGGAGGCAGAUAACACCACAUCGGUGUGGAGAAUCCAAAUAUAAUCUACGUUUAACUCAGUAUGCCACCUUAUUCACUGUUGUCCCGUUCAGGAGGUACUCGGUUAAAGAA